AUGAAUACAGCCCCACUCGAUGCCGCUGGGAGUGAUCCUGAGCUGGCGCGGAAGGAAGGAGUCCUUAAUGAGAAAGACCUUCACGUCGUCGACCCUCACGCUGUUGACUGGGACGGUCCCGAUGGCCCACAAAACCCUCGAAACUGGCCAUCGGGCAAAAAACUCAUCCAUGUCCUGCUAGUUAGUGGAUUCACUCUCUACUCAAAUCUUGCCGCCGUCAUGUUUGCUCCAGGAGCUCAGGAUCUAGUGAAAGAGUUCGGCAUCACAAACACGAUCGUGGCGUCCCUGACCGUCACGAUAUACCUCCUGGGAUUUUGUCUGGGCCCCCUUAUCCUCUCCUCGUUGUCAGAGACAUAUGGCCGGUUGAUUGUCUACCAUAUAUGCAAUGUGGUCUAUAUCGGAUUCACUGUGGGUUGUGCUCUAAGUACUGACACGGGCAUGUUCUUGGCAUUCCGCAUGCUUUGCGGCAUUGCUGCAUCUUCACCAAUGGCCAUUGGAGGUGGCACGAUUGCUGAUCUCCACGUGGAGGCCGAGAGGGGAAAGGCAAUGGCAAUCUUUGGCAUGGGUCCUCUUCUUGGUCCGGUCAUUGGGCCCGUUAUUGGUGGAUUUGUUUCGCAGGAUAUUGGUUGGCGUUGGACAUUCUGGUUGAUCCUGAUUCUAUCAACCGUGAUCUCUCUCCUUGCCUUGGCCUUUUUGCGGGAGACCUAUGAGCCAACUCUUCUCGAUCGCAAAGCGGCCCGACUGCGCAAACAGACAGGGAACACUGAACUCUAUGCUCGAACCUUCAAUAAAGACUUAACACCUUCGCAGAUUCUCAUGCGCUCUAUUAUGCGACCUACUAAGAUGAUUUUUCUAUCGCCUAUUGUCUUUUUACUCUCGAUCUACUGUGCGUUUAUGUUUGGUCUGCUUUAUCUUCUCUUCACGACAUUUCCAGGUGUUUUCGGAGAGACGUACGGCUGGGGCCCUGGAAUCUCUGGGCUUGCAUACCUCGGACUCGGCAUAGGCAUGAUCUUCAGCAUUGCACUGUUCGGUCUGCUUAGUGAUAAGCUUUUGAAGCAGCCGCGCGGUGGUACUGUUUCCCGACCUGAGCUUCGCCUGAUUUUGAUGAUUUGGUGCUCGCCAUUGGUCCCUGUCGGUUUUAUUUGGUAUGGCUGGAGUGCCAAGUUUCACACGCACUGGAUCGUUCCAAUUCUUGGCACCGGGUUCAUUGGAAUCAGUGCAUUUUUGAUUAUGAUGCCGGCACAGCUGUAUCUUAUGGAUGCCUUUGGGACUGAAGGGAGCGCUUCUGCUCUGGCUGGUAAUACUGUCUUGCGAAGUCUGUUUGCCGCAUUUCUACCCCUUGCAGGACCUUCUAUGUACUCUCGGCUGGGGCUUGGUUGGGGUAACACACUGCUUGGACUUAUCGCCCUUGCCUUUGUACCAGUUCCCUGGCUGUUCUUCAAAUAUGGCGAGUAUUUGAGAACUCGCUUUCCAGUGAACUAUUGA
Molecule: messenger RNA, 1485 nt
Organism: Penicillium verhagenii
Lineage: Eukaryota; Fungi; Ascomycota; Eurotiomycetes; Eurotiales; Aspergillaceae
Product: MFS transporter
Exons: 4
Coding region: 1-1485 (494 amino acids)
Biological process (GO): transmembrane transport
Molecular function (GO): transmembrane transporter activity
Source: RefSeq, a predicted model, not a curated record